GUGAUGUAUUCGAAGCCUUUUCGCUAACGCGCGAGGAGGCGAUGAGAUUGAGACCCCACGUUCGAACCCAGGAGUCCUUCGAAAGGACUGGGCCGCAAUAAAGAGAACAAAUUUGAGAUCACGCUGUGCCGAGCAGAAAAGAGACAGACACAAACAGCGCCCUCGACGGGUUUUGCGCGACGAGAGUGGCCGCUGCCUGUGCGCUCGUAACUGGGAAGUAACUUGCAUGGCUGGAGUUUUUCACGGCCAAGACCAUGGGCGUCGUGCCCGACCGACGGAAGCACGCCAAAGGGACGAACCGUAGGAUGUGAACGACGAGACGCCACCAAGGUGGUGGGCCCAGUGGCAGCGGCAGCAUGUCCUCGCAGGAGCAGCCACUGCUCAAGCUGGACUCUGUGCUGUCGGCCGAGCAGAUGCGCGCCCUCCUGCAGGAGGCCACCGCACCACAGAACGACAAGCUGGACUUUGACGUCCUCGGAAAUGUUGCCGGGUCCGAAGAUGGAAACCACUCCCUGGCAGCCAUCGAUGACAGCUUCCAUGACCUGGAGAACUUGGUGCUGGACCAAGGUCCAGCGUCAGGGGCCCUGUUUGCAGAGACAUCGGAGGCAGACGUGGAAGCACUGCUCAAGGCCACCCUGGGUGCAGAGGACCUGCUCAGCCCCAUCGACCUGGUGCUGCUUGAUCACUGUUACUGCACACCCCUCGUGGGACAACUGGUCUCUGACCCCCCAGUCCAGCAAGAUCUGGAACAAAGCACGUCACAUGAUGAGGCCGAUGGCGAUGAAGCUGGCCUGGUGUCUCCAGGCUCGCCCCAGCAGCCACUGCGGCGGUCGCAACGCCAGAUCGAGCGCAUUGACCGUGAGCGCCUGGAGCGUAUCAAGGCCGAGAACGCCGAGCAGAAGCGCCGCGAGCAGGAGGAGAUGGCAGGCCAGCACACUCCAGUGCUGGGGGCGGAGUCUCCGCAGGCCCCGCCCCCAGUUCCUGCCACCUUCAGCUCACCGCUCCUCUCGCCAACGCCAGCAGUGGCAACACCGCCACGUGUCACGUCUCCUGUUCAGCCUCAGCCACAACAGCCCCAACAACCGCCUGGGCCAGCACCGACAUUAGCCACAACCACCAAAGAGAAAGCAUCUACCGUCGCACCAACCUUGCAGCCAAAGUCGGCACGGAGAGGCAAGGUUCGCAACAGCGAGUCCACCUCUUCGACGGAGGAAGUCCCAGAAGACGGGACGUUGCCGGUUGCCAGCCCGACUCGGGCACGCAAGAAGCGACCCCGCGAAGAUCCCGAGCGUGCCGAAGCGGCCAAGCCAAAAAAGAGCCCCGUGCCCCGUAAAAGUAGUGCCGACGGUGCAGCGCCGUUGAAGGGUCGCAGAGACAGUUCGGGCCACCAGAAGGUUCCACCACCUAGAGCGGAGGAGGCCAAGCAAGAGCACCACCCACCGGCCAGGCGCAAGAGCGACGAUGGAGAGGCCAAGAAGAGGAAGCAUGCGCCAGAGCCCGUUUCACCGUUUGGCAAGGUGGUGAAGGUGGUGCGCACCGCACCCGAGCCCAAAAAGAGGCCCCGGCGAGAGAGUUUCACAGACGAGCCCGCGCUCUUCAGUCAACCAGAUGUACUGCAUAAGGAACACGAGCCACAAGCUGCACCUGUACCUGCGUCACCAGCUGCCACCCCAGUUCAAACGGCUGUUGCUGCGGCGCCCACAGCAGCUGCACCAACAGCACCCAAGCCUGUUUUUCCCGGUGACGAAUCGGUGUACGAUUCUGUAGAGGCACACGUGGCACGACUCGCCGGUGGGAUAGAGCACAGCGUGACGCCAACCUCCGUGCCGAUGCCCACUGCAGCCGUGCCAGCCAAUCCGGUGACGAGUGCACCUGUAGCACCAGCUGCAGGGGCAACUGUGUCUCAGCACAGGCACACGACUGCUGCAAAGCACGGGCCUGUGGAAGCCAAGUCAUUACCAAAGAAGCCAGCGCCUUCAAAGCCAGCUGCUGCAAAGCCGGCCCAUCCGGGCCAGCCAGACCACAAGAAGCCAGCGCUGGCCGUAGCCGUCAAGUCGGCACCGCCACCGCCUAGCCCCGCUAAAGUAAAACAUGCCGGACAGCACGUGGCACCUUCGCCAAAAACGCCCAAGCUUGCCAAGGCGAGCCCCAAGGUGCCCCAGGGCAAGCCACCAGGGUCGACCAAGAAGCCCGAGCAACACAAGCAGCCAAAGAAGAUGCGGCCCGAACAGCCCCCUACACCGGUGGCGGCAGCACAAGCGACCACCCCACCUGCUGUGAUUGUGGCAGAGCGGCCAAAGAGGCAGAGCAAGGAAAAGUUUAAGCGAGCCAUGAUGCGCAAGCGAGAGCUGGGUCGUCGAGUGGAUGACGAAGACGUGGAGGACAGCUCGGAGGAGGUGCACGAUUCGGAUUGGUCCUCGGAAGACGACCCAGAGCGGCUGUGGUGCAUCUGCCGCAAGCCACACAACGACAAGCUUCUCCAGCAAGCAUGGCGCAAAUCUAAAGAGGGUCCGUCUCGAGGGUUCAUGAUAGAGUGCGACCGAUGCAAGGACUGGUUUCACGGGACGUGUGUGGGCGUCACACGACAGCAGGGGCGGCUGCUCGAGAAAGAAAACAAGGAGUGGGUCUGCCCCAAGUGCUCCAAGGGUGAGAACCGUGCAGCCGUGACUGCGACGCCCAAGAAGGAGCUUCACCGGCAGUCGUCAUCCGAGGACAAGGCCCACCACGCGAAAAGCCACCAUGCGAAAACGGGUCCCUCCAAGCCCUCCCAUCAGCCAAAGCCUGUUGACGAACAUGGAACACCUGCUGCCCCAGCUGUCAAGCCUGCCCCACCUGCACCCAAAGCAGUGUUACGUGAAUGCUUGGUGUGCAAGCGCAAGGCUGAGUGCAUUGGCUUGUACUGUGGCCGUGACUGCAUCGCCAAGUACGUGCACGAUGCCAGUCAGACCAUCAAAGCAGCCAAGCUAGAUGGCGAGCGGCGGCUCAUGUUUACGGAGCGCAGCUCUGGCAAGCUUGUUGCUGGUGUCCAGACACCUACGCCUGAGAAUCUCACCAAUUGGCUGGUGCGCAACCCAACAUUUGAGCUGGCUGUUGCACGAACACCUGGGCGUCCACACUCGACCAAGCAGCCUUCUUCCAAGCCAGCGCAAGCCAAGCAACAACCACACAGCAAGUCGGUGAAGCAGCCAGCAGCCACUCAGGCACAGCCGGCUGCUGCACCCUCGGGAGCCAACACCACGUCGACAGCACCCACACCUAGCAGCACGACCAACAGCGCACCAGUCGAGAGCACAGGUGCUGGUACGGAGGCGGUGACAGAAGUGAAGAAAACGGAACCAGCCCAGCCGGCCAUCGAACCAGUCCGCCUGAAUGUUCGCAAAGUUCUGAGGGAUGCACUGCUCAAUAGGUGCAAGGAGGCCUCGGACCUGUCGUUGUCGGGUGACGAGGUGCGUCGCAUGGCGUUGCGCAUCGAGGAGGAGCUGUUCAAGGUGUUCCGGGACACCGGCACGCGUUACAAGUCCAAGUACCGCAGCCUGGUGUUCAACAUCAAGGACAGCCGCAACCAGGGCCUCUUCCGCAAGAUCCUUCGGGGCAAGAUUGCUCCCGACCGGCUGGUGCGCAUGACUCCCGAGGAGCUAGCCUCAAAGGAACUGGCCCGCUGGCGGGAGCAGGAGAACAAGCACAAAGCUGAAGAGAAAGCAGUGGCUGAUCAGCCUGAGCCACCGGCUGCAGUGGCACGUGUGCCAAGUGUUGGCAGCACAACAGCGACCACCGAGGCAGUUGACAAAUCGGGCAGGGACACAACAGAUGGACACCGGUCACACCUCUUUGAUCUCAACUGCAAGAUCUGCACGGGGAAGAUUGCCCCACCCCCUGAUGAUAGGCUGACCCCUUCACCACCACCAUCACGACGUUCGUCGACGGCGAGCAUGCCUGCACAACCCAGUGGAAGCCUUCCAACGCCUGCAGACGAGCUGUCGUCGUCAUCUGCAUCGUCGUCGUCUCCUCCACCUCCUCCGCCUGCGCGCGGCCGGGGGGGCACGCCCCCGCCGUCAGUCGAACACGGCAAGGGGCUGCGGAGGCCACACGAGGACUCUUCGGACCUGGAGCCGAGUUCUACCGUUUCGCUCGGAUCCCCGGACUCUGGCAAGGGUGGCAGCAAACAGCCUCAGCCAACGUCUGUGUGGAAGGGCUUCAUCAGCAUGCAGGAGGUGUCCAAAUUUGUCACAGCUGCCUACAAGGUGUCCGGUCCUACUGACUUCCUCUCACAGCAGGAUAUCCCGGAUACAAUCAACGUCUGUGGCCGCAUCAUACCCGACCAGGUGUGGGACUACCUGAGCAAGAUCAAGCAGUCUGGCAACAAGGAGCUGUUGGUGGUGCGCUUCCAGCCCGCCAACGACGAGGAGAAGCGGCCCUACAGGGAGCUCUACACGUACCUGAACUCACGCAAGCGCUGUGGUGUCGUGGGCGGCUUGUCGCGCAUGCUCAAGGACUUCUACAUUCUGCCGCUGCCUUCACACAGCCCCGUCCCCACCGUGCUCAUGCCUUUCGACGGGCCCGGCCUGCAGUCCGGUCGGCCGCACAUGUUGUUGGGCAUCAUAGUGCGACACAAGAACCGCCUCAGGCCACCUUCCGGCAAAUCCAGGUCAUCGUGGACCGAUCGCUCGGAGGCAGUGUCGUUGACGCCUCCACUGGCAGAGACCUCCGUUGGUGGGCACUCGGAUGACGAAGAGCCUUACGAACCCUCCUACACGCCGCCCUUAGAGAAGCGGCCGAGGCAGGCCCGGCCUCAACAGUCAUCGUCAACUCUGUCUGCCGCUGAAGAAAGGACUCCACUGGCAGAUGAUGAGGAUGUACCCUAUGACCCCGAGGAGAAUGAGGUUGGCAUUGCAGGCACCCCGCCCUCUGCAGAACCUCCUCCACCCCCUCCACCCAGAGUGUCCGGACAGGCUGUGAGCGAGCUAAUUGAGCGCAUCUCGGCAGGCGCCAACCCGGCUGCUGUCACGACGUCUGUGCUUGCCUCGCUGGCCUCCAAUGCCAACCUGGAACACCAAAAGCGUCUACUUGUGGAGCUCACUCAAGAGGUGGAAGAGCAGAAGAGGCAGAUAGAGCUUCAACGCCUGCAGGCUAUUCAGUUGUCGAUGGGCAAGGCGUCGUCGUCCACUCCUCCACGACCUCCUACCCCGAGUGAGGCACAGCCUGUCGAAGCUUCGGGCAUCCCCUUCCUUGACAGCUCGUUGCCCACCGACACGGGUCUGUCUUUUCUCAGUGGCACUGGGACGUCCUCGGGUAGCUGCAGCCUACCGUCAAGCCUGCAAGAGUUGCUCAACAAGGUGAAGGCACCAGUGCCGCAGCAGGCGCCAUCCUCCACCAGUUCCAGCGUUGGCGACGUCCUGGGCACGCUGCUGUCCUCUUCGGGGUCUUUGGUCACCUCGGCCGUCUCGGCAGUCGGGUCACCUCAACAUGCGCAGAGCCCUCUGGGGGCUAAGAAGACGCUCACCGAGGACCCAAUCGUGCGUCACUUUGCAGACGACGAUGUGGCAACCGAAUCCGACGCCGAGGGUGCCGGUGCCACACCACCACCUCCAGGCAUUGGAGACUCGCCACCGCCCGGCACUGCGUGUGUGCCGAUGUCGACAAUCGGCACCGUGGCAGGUGUCUCACGGUCUCCGGGCACACCCACCAAGGACGAGUUGGUCGUCGAGGAUGCCUCCCGGCCACAAGACCCACGAAGGCGGAAGACUGUAGCAUCUGCAUUGCAGUCAGCUUCUGCGUUGAGCCCGGCUCCCGCCGUGUCACCAGUCGUGACGGUGUCUUCGUCAUCCGGCACGACGUCAGGCAGCCAGCUCGGUGCCAAGUCCGCUAGCGAACUGAUGGAGAUGGCACGCAAGCAGCUCGAGGAGAUGGAGGUGCCGACCCCACCCAGUGUCGUUGCACAGCAGCCUCAACUGCAACAGCCCAUCGCAGCACCAGCUGCCCCUCCUCAACCUCCUGUUUACGGUGCUCCACCGCCCGCAAGCAUGUCACCGGCGGGAAUGCCGCCCACUGGUAUGCCACCAACUAGCAUGCCCCCGCCACACCCGUCUGCUGGGAUGGCACCGCCGGCAAACCUGGUGCCACCACCCGCUGGCAUGUACGGCCCGCCGCCGCCCUUGGACCCCUCCGCUUACGGGGCACCCCCCGGCGUCAUGCCACCGGGUGUGGUGCCACCGGGCUAUCCGCCGCCUCCUCCCCCUCAGUGGAGCACUGCUGGCGACCCAUACUGGAAGGGCCCUCCGCCUCCACCGCAGGCCGGCUGGAACGGUGGCGGGCGUGGCGGGGAGUACCGGCAGCGCGGGGGUCCCCCCGGUGGCUGGAGGGGCCGCAGGAACCAGUGGGAACACUAAACCCAUUGUUGAGCGAGCAGCAACGCCUAGGACUCGAAUGUCUGAUGCCUCGGGCUCUGAAGGAAAGUGGUGCAUGUUUGCAGGAAGGCCUCCCUACCUGCCUUGCCAAUCACUGUGGCCACCAUUGUGCCCCGUACUGCAGCACUCGUCACACUGGGAGCAUGCAACCCUCUGGAAGGCAGAACUCGCACACAUUGUACAGCUUCUCUUAGCACCCACUAGACCUUGCAGCUUCGCCUUUGGCCGUGCAAGAUCAGCAUUUUUCAUCAGAGACGCCUCGGUGACAUUGUCAGUGUAGCAUCUAAGACACUGAAUGUGUGAUGAUGACAUUUUGCCCAUCGCAGCAAAACACUCGUUUAGUGCUGUCAUAUACAUCCUCUCUCUCUCUCUUCAGCGAAAGACUGAAUCACCAGAGUGUUGAAGAGCAUUUUUUUUUUCUCUCCACAUCUGGUUUGCAAGCUCGUUGGCUUUUUUCUUUUUUCAAAUCCCCUGGAGGUAUUCUUUGUGUAGAUAAGCUCUGUGCCCGAUUUGGUUGGUAUGUUCUUAUUUUAUGGAUGCUCACUGGGCUGCUGGGACAAACAAUAUUGGGCUCUGUGUGUUAUGCAGUUUCCGAAACCAGAACACACAUAAACAGGUGGCGUCACUUUUUCCAUCCCCCCCCACGAUGUAUAGACACAGAAAGGACUCUGCAAUGAGAAUUGUACGUAAGCUCUUCAGACGUAAUGGCCAGCAAUAGGUGUGAGCACAUGCUGGUACAAGUGCUGUAAGCGUCAAGGAUGACAAGGGAGAAAAGUGCAACAUCUUUUUACACAGCUUCAUGUUUUAGGAGACAGCUCGAGCCAUCAUUAUCACCUCGCCUACCGUGCUCGUCUGUGCACCACCGACACCUGCGCCUUGUAAAUAACCCUCUUCUUUCGACCCACCUUCCCUUACAACCCCAUUAUUUUUAAUGUAGCAAUCACAUUGUCACCUCCAGUACCAGAUUUUAAACUUCAGAACAAAAUAAAAAAGAAUAAGCAUUGAAACGCAUUGUAAAACGAAACGGCAAACUGCUUGCCGACUCUUCUUCAGUGGACUGUGUGUACAACUGCAGUCCAUGUGAGAGGUAGCUUACAAACAGUGCGAUGAUGUCACACUCUAAACCCAAGUAUGAUUAGCUGCCUCCUCUUUCUCCUCCAUGUUUGCAAACAAACAUGCUUGAUCACCUUUGCUCAUUUUAAGCAUGGGUAAGCUUUUGUUGCUGGUCGUUAAAAAAUUAAUCUUUUAUGUGUUUUUUUUUUUUCUCACUAUGGAAGCAAAGGAGGCAUGGCAAGCUGACGGAAAUAGCAUCUUAAGGUUUAACACAAUAAAUUACUCUGGGUGACAGAGCAAUUGAGGACACAGUAGUUGUGAUUCACUAUU
Messenger RNA from Rhipicephalus sanguineus (brown dog tick), 7787 nucleotides. It is a transcript of the gene pps, whose product is annotated as PHD finger protein 3. The record is from RefSeq and is a predicted model, not a curated record. Gene Ontology annotation, biological process: DNA-templated transcription. Gene Ontology annotation, cellular component: nucleus. NCBI's taxonomy places the organism in Eukaryota, Metazoa, Arthropoda, Arachnida, Ixodida, Ixodidae. Gene Ontology annotation, molecular function: protein binding.